This is a messenger RNA of Anarrhichthys ocellatus (wolf-eel), 2476 nucleotides long. It is a transcript of the gene rnf13, whose product is annotated as ring finger protein 13. The coding region runs from base 360 to 1508 and encodes 382 amino acids. Lineage: Eukaryota; Metazoa; Chordata; Actinopteri; Perciformes; Anarhichadidae. The record is from RefSeq and is a predicted model, not a curated record. Gene Ontology annotation, molecular function: zinc ion binding. The transcript has 10 exons.
GAAUGUAGAUCGGUGCAUGUGGCGGAAGCUGAAGAAGCUAGCCGAGGGGAUUAAACUGUAACGUUUAUGUUCACAUUCUCCGACCCAUCAUUCAAACGGGAUGAGGUCCAUCCAACAUAUUCGCUGUUGUAAAUGUUCCUCGGCACGACGCGCAGCGAAGGAGAGCGAUGUCCCCGCCAGUAGCUAAAUCCCUGGAUAAGGUAAACCUCCAGGCAAAAAUCAAGGUGUGACAACAACAGACAGUGUGAAGCGGUUCCGCUGCAGGCCAGUGUGCGUGGUCAUUUGUCUGUGUGAGUGUGUUUAUGGUUGUGUAUGUUUAUGAGUGGCACAGCAGCUGGGGGUUGUAACGUGAUGCCAAGAUGCUGCUGUCCCUGGGAAUGCUAAUGCUGUCGGCCACACAGAUCUACACCAUCUUCACCGUUCAGCUCUUCGCCUUCCUCAACCUGCUGCCCGUGGAGGCCGACAUCGCUGCUUACUCAUUUGACAACAAAACAGAUAACUUCGAGGAUCUGCCUGCACGGUUUGGCUAUCGGCUACCCAGCGAUGGACUGAAGGGCUUCCUGAUUGGGGCACGGCCAGAAAAUGCGUGCGAGCCCAUCGAGCCCCCCCCAAGGGACAACAUGACGGGCGCCUUCAUCGUCCUCAUCAAGCGCUUCGACUGCAACUUUGACAUCAAGGUCCUCAAUGCUCAGAAAGCCGGAUACAAGGCCGCCAUUGUUCACAAUGUGGUCUCUGAUGACUUAAUCAGCAUGGGAUCUAAUGAUCUCGAUAUUAUGAAGCAGAUAGGUAUUCCCUCGGUGUUUGUGAGCGAACAAACCGCCAACUCUCUGAAAGAAGACUUCACGUACGACAAAGGGGGCCACGUGGUCCUCAUGCCAGACUUCAGCCUGCCGCUGGAAUACUACCUGAUCCCCUUCCUCAUCAUCGUGGGAAUCUGCCUCAUCCUCAUCGUUGUUUUCAUGAUCACCAAGUUUGUCCAGGACCGACACAGGGCUCGGAGGAGCCGCCUGCGUAAAGAUCAGCUCAAGAAACUUCCCAUCCACAAGUACAAGAAAGGGGACAACUAUGAUGUGUGCGCCAUCUGCCUGGACGAUUAUGAAGAAGGGGACAAACUCCGAGUCCUGCCAUGUUCUCACGCGUACCACAGUAAGUGUGUGGACCCCUGGCUGACCAAAACCAAGAAGACGUGUCCGGUGUGCAAGCAGAAGGUGGUCCCCUCGCAGGGCGACUCGGACUCGGACUCCGAGGAGGGCGAGAGCGGCCCCGACGAGAACGAGGAGGUGUCGGAGAGCACCCCCCUGCUGCGCUCCCUGGCCUCCACCAGCGCCCACUCCUUCGGCACCAUGUCGGGGGCGUCGCGCUCGGAGCCCGACCAGGAGUCCUCCGACUACGAGGACGACGAGCUGGACAGCAGCGACAGCGAGGAGGAGGUGACGGUGGAGACCGUGGUGGUGCAGAUGCAGCAGCCGUGCUCCGAAGGCCUCGAGCACGUCCCGCCCCGGGCUUGAUCCGGCCGACCCGAUUGGUCACCGAAUCCCCCCCCUCCCCUCCCAAACCUCUCCGCCUGCAGAGACUUUUGUUGGGGGGUCACGAAACAGUUUCGUCUUUUCUGUCACUGCUUACAAGACAUUGUAAUUUAUCUCCGCCCUAUAAGUUCAGUUACAAAUAUUAAAUUGUUUUUUUUACAUGAUUUCGGAUAAAGGGCUGAUUGUGACAGCGAGUCAGUGAGCAUGCCGUAGAUCUGACAGACACUGAUGUACAGUAGACUUUUAUACUGUACUUACUCAUAUAAAAGAUUUGCACAAAUGAGCGGGAAAGUCCCAGACACACAAGAUCACGCUUCUUCAUUUAUAAAGUGUAUAUAAAAAGUAUAAAUCACAAUAAGUUACAGCUUUGAUUAUCUCCUAACCCACAUGUUUCACACGACGGGGAAAGUUUCAUUGUUGUACAUGUUCCUGCUACACCGACACUCUUUGAACGCGCUAUGCAGCAUCCUUUUUGUAAAACAAUUAAACAUUCAGCAAGUGUAGAAAGAUUUAAAGCCACAGCAAUAUGGUUUUUUUGCCAAUUUAUUUCUAGCGUCGUGUGUGAAGGAGCCUGCACUUUGUGCCACGGUUUAUCUGUUGCAGUGAAGAAUGUGCUCUCCUUGUGACGUCACAUUCUGUUUAAGAUGUGGAGAGACACGAGUGGAAAGUAUGUCCACGCUGCCUGUGGCGAACUUCAGACCGAUCACUCCAUUUAACACGAGCGGUUAUUUGUGGAUAGGCCUUGUAAUACACAUUUAACUGACCAUCUCCCAUUUUAAUGCAGUUUAUAGUAUAAUCUUUGUCAUGUGGCUUGAUCGGUUGUUUUUGUUCAUGAAACCUGUUGCCUUUUUCAGUUGAUGUAUUUUGUCUCGUCAGUGUUUUCCUGCUCAUGUACGUCUGUUCAAUACAAAUUUACUUCAAUAAAAGGAAAAUGACACUCGACAAGGAAA